Molecule: messenger RNA, 2938 nt
Organism: Medicago truncatula (barrel medic)
Lineage: Eukaryota; Viridiplantae; Streptophyta; Magnoliopsida; Fabales; Fabaceae
Product: probable serine/threonine-protein kinase DDB_G0267686
Exons: 13
Coding region: 187-2421 (744 amino acids)
Biological process (GO): protein phosphorylation
Molecular function (GO): protein serine/threonine kinase activity; ATP binding
Source: RefSeq, a predicted model, not a curated record
CAAACAAAGAAACAAAAUUAAGAAAAAAAGAAACCGAACACAAACAAAACCUUGUUGACCCUUUUUUACAAACCAUAUCAUAUCUAUUCUCUUCUUGUUCUUCUUCUUCAUCUUCUUUGAAUCUUUGCAAUAAAUUCUCAAUCUUUGAAACUUUUCAUCAAUCUUUAUUAUUCAUAUUCUUCAAAAAUGGAAUCUCCAGAACCAGAAGCAGAGCUUUUGAAGAAGAUAGAAAGACUAGAAGCUGGUCAAGUUCAUCUCAAGCAAGAAAUGUCAAAGCUGAAGCUUUCUCAACGUAGAAGGUCUCACUCAGUUUCACCACAACGUUCAAGGUUAGGUGCUUCUGCUUCAUCUGCUUCUUCUGCUGCUUCUGCAAGUAGUAAAGGAUGUUCUUCACCUCUUCAAAGAGAAAGCCGUAGUAGUCAUGAUCCUCAAAAUGGUGGUGGCAAGUAUCUCAAUAUUUUGCAAUCAAUUGGUCAUUCUGUUCAUAUUUUGGAUCUUCAAUGUCGUAUUAUAUACUGGAACCCUAGUGCUGAAAAUCUAUAUGGUUAUACAGCAGAAGAAGUUCUUGGUCUCGAUGGGAUUGAAGUGCUUGUAGACCCUAGUGAAUUUGAUAUAGCUAACGAUAUAUUCAACCGUGUGAAAAUGGGAGAGAGUUGGACUGGUCAAUUCCCUGUUAAGAAUAAGAUAGGGGAUAGGUUUGUAGUUGUUGCAACCGAUACACCUUUCUAUGAUGAUGAUGGAAGUUUGGUUGGUGUCAUUUGUGUCACAAGUGAUUCAAGACCUUUCCUUGAGAACAUAGUUCCUUUUUCAGCUAGGAAGAAUGAAGAAAAAGAUUCAGGUGUUAAUUUUCCUAGAAUUGCUAUUACAAAUAAACUUGGUCUUGAUCCAGAGCAGCCACUUCAAAAUGCUCUAGCUUCUAAGAUCUCAAAUUUGGCUACAAAGGUGAGUAACAAAGUCAAGUCUAAAAUCCGGACUCGAGAAAAUAAUGUUAAUGGAGAAGGAGGGAGCAGCGAAAGUCAUCAUUCUGAGCACGGUUUCUCAGACUAUGGUCAUUCUGACCAGAGAGAGGAUGGUGGUAAUUCCAGUGGAGCUAGCACUCCCGCAGGAGAGGUGCCUCCAACUCCUUUUGGUUCAUUCUCUCGCGCCGAAGAGAGAUCCCAAGGGAAAACUAUGAGAAACUCUGGUGAUGAAAGUGAAGAAAAACCUAUACACAAAAUCAUAACUUCUAGGGCAGAAGCAUGGAUUCAAAAGAAAACUAUGUCAUGGCCAUGGAAAACAAAUGACCGGGAAGAAUCCGAGGCAAAGAAUGUUCGUGUUUCUUGGCCUUGGUUGCAGGGUGAUCAAGAUAAAGAACCAGCUAACCAGAAGAAUGCGUCUUCUGGAUUGAAGCCUCCGGAAAGCCGGGCCGUUGAAAGUUAUCAACCUGUUCAAAAUGAAGCUACAGGAUCCUGGUCCUCCUUCAAUGCGAACAGCACAAGUAGUACUAGCAGCUGUGGGAGUGGUAGUGGCAGCAGUUCUGCUGCCAAUAAUAGAGUGGAUGUAGACAGUGAUUGUCUAGAUUAUGAAAUUUUGUGGGAGGACCUGACGAUUGGAGAGUCAAUUGGGCAAGGUUCUUGUGGAACUGUAUAUCAUGCUCUGUGGUAUGGAUCAGAUGUUGCUGUUAAGGUUUUCUCAAAGCAAGAAUAUUCAGAAGAUGUUAUACAGUCCUUCAGACAAGAGGUGUCUCUCAUGAAAAGACUUCGCCAUCCAAAUAUUCUUCUCUUUAUGGGCGCAGUGACUUCACCUCAGCGUCUAUGCAUUGUAACAGAGUUUCUCCCACGCGGAAGCUUAUUUCGUUUGCUUCAGAGAAACACGUCCAAACCUGAUUGGAGACGACGAGUUCACAUGGCCGUAGAUAUUGCACGAGGUGUGAAUUAUCUUCAUCAUUGUAACCCUCCAAUCAUCCAUCGAGAUUUAAAGACUUCAAAUCUUCUAGUUGACAAGAAUUGGACUGUGAAGGUUGGUGAUUUUGGUCUUUCACGUAUCAAACAUGAAACCUAUCUCGAGACUAAGACUGGAAAAGGAACGCCUCAAUGGAUGGCACCAGAAGUUCUCCGUAACGAACCCUCAAAUGAGAAGUCCGACGUUUACAGCUUUGGGGUGAUAAUGUGGGAACUUGCAACAGAAAAAAUCCCUUGGGAUACUCUCAAUGCAAUGCAGGUUAUUGGAGCUGUAGGAUUUAUGAACCACCGGCUAGAAAUUCCGGAAGAUAUUGAUCCACAGUGGGCUUCUAUAAUCGAGAGUUGUUGGCAUACUGAUCCGGCUCUCCGACCAACAUUCCAGGAACUUCUGGAAAGGCUUAAAGAACUUCAGAGACGGUAUGCCAUUCAGUUCCAAGCAGCCAGAUCUGCUGGUGGGGAAAAGACUCAAAAAGAGUCCUAGCUGAUCCAUCUUUGAGAGUUUUUUCUUUUUGUCACUCGCGGCGGCUGAUGUAUAAGGAUUCUUUUGCACAUAUCUUACAAACUCAUUCCUCAUGAGAAGAUGAGUUGGUACAAACAGCUGGUCUUGAAGCUCCACAACAUUAAAUCUUGCCAAACUAUUGUAGUUAUUUUGUGUUACCAUAGAUCGUAAACUUAAUAGUGCUGCUCUAUGUUUGGAGUCUUGUGAAUGAGUUUCUUAUUAUUAUUUUUCAUUGUAAUGUAAUUUUAUAUGGAAAAUGUUUGUACCACUUUUAAUUGUACAAAAGGUAGAAGAAGAAAACAAAGGUAAAGAAAACAAAAGAGCUUUCAUUUUGUUACAUAGAACUGACACUUUUUAGUUCCAUUAUCCUUGUUGGAUUAUCCACAAUAACUUGAAGAGGUUCCUGAUUCAUUUUGUUAGGAUUUUUAUUGCUGUGCUGUAGAACACAAGUGUAUGCAGUUAAAUCAAUUGCUAGGAAUAAUAACUAUUGUGAUAGACA